AUGCCGCCCAAAGGAAAAGCGGCGCAAAAGCCCAAAGCGGGAAGUUGUGCAGCCACCACCACCACCACCAAACCAUCAGCUCCGGCUGCACCUGACAACAACAACAACAACAACAACGCUUCCAAACAACCAGAAAAGGAGAAACCUUCCACCGUCGCCGAGUUAUCGAGAUAUCAUUUUGAGCUUUGUCACCCGUUCGAGGGAAAGAGAUCGACGACGCAGGCCGAUCAGCUUGUCUGGCUUGCUUCACGGCUUGUCACCCGGCUGCCGGUUCGGUUUUUGGGUGCAAAGGGGCAGAAGGAUUUGUGGAAGACGGUUAAUGAGCACUCGCUUCCUGCUAGGGGGUUUAAUCUGAGGAAAUAUAAGAAACGGCAGCAGCAACAUAAAGGUGUUGAUUCACGGGGGAGGGAUAUCGGGGAGUAUACCGCCAAGGAGUGGGGAAUACGGCAGGAGAAGAGAGUGACGUUGUCUUGUCUGCAGCUGCAGUCGCAGAGGUUUAGAGAGCUGAGGGAUAGGCAAAAGAGGGGGUUCGUGGACUGCCAGACGGGAGAUCAGGUUUUGGUUACUGAUUCAGAGUAUACUGAGGAAAAGCAACGACGGAGAGAGAUGGAGAGGCUAAGCAGGGAGUUGUACGGCGCGGAGGGGAUGGCGAGGCAGGGGAAGCUGGCGCUGGAUCCGGAGUGGGAUGACGUGGUGCCGAUUGUGAUGGAGGAUCCGGAGAACGGCCUGGCGGCGAUUGCGUAUUCUCCUGACUACGCUGAAGCAAUGUCCUACCUCCGCGCCGUCAUGUCGGCAAAAGAGUACUCCCCACGCUCCCUCAAGCUGACCGAGUACAUCAUCAACCUCAACCCGGCGCACUACACCGUCUGGCUCUUCCGCGCGGCCAACAUCUUCGCCAUGAAGCUCCCCAUCCCGGACGAGAUCACCUGGCUCAACCAGAUCGCGCUGGAGAACCUGAAAAACUACCAGAUCUGGCACCACCGGAAUUUGUUGGUAGAACACUACCACCCCUCCAUCGCGUCUGACCCUCCGGCGCUGGCAUCGUUUGCUACUUCGGAAAGGGAGUUUCUGACCCAGAUAUUGGCGGAAGACACAAAGAACUACCACGUGUGGAGCUACCGCUCCUGGAUGGUGGGCAAGCUGGGGGUGUGGGGGAAUCCGGAGGAGCUGAGGAGCACAGAGGAACUGAUUGAGCAGGAUGUGAGGAACAAUUCGGCUUGGUCGCAUAGGUUUUAUUUGGUGUUUUCCGAUCCGGAGAACUGCACGCCUGGAGAAAAGUAUGCGGCUACCGAGGCGGACCCAAAGGUGCCCGGGGAGAUUGUUGAUCGGGAGGUGGCUUAUGCGGAGGAGAAAAUUAGGUUGGCGCCGCAGAAUCAGUCGGGGUGGAAUUACUUGAGGGGGGUGUUGGUUAAAGGGGGGAGGAGGUUGAGUUCUGUGAGGGAGUUUGCCGAGGAGUUUGUCAAGGGGUUGGGCGAGGGGGAGGAAGGGGAGGAGGUGAGGUCGAGUCAUGCGUUGGAUUUGUUGGCCGAGGUUUAUAAGGAGUUGGGGGAGAGGGAGAGGGCGGAUUUGUGCUUGAGGAGGUUGAUGGAGAAGUGGGAUCGGAUUAGGGGGGGUUAUUGGCAGUGGAGGAGGGAGGGGUUGGGGUUGGCGGAGGUUGCUGCUUGA
Podospora pseudocomata is the source of this 1665-nucleotide messenger RNA. It is a transcript of the gene RAM2, whose product is annotated as CAAX geranylgeranyltransferase alpha subunit. Gene Ontology annotation, molecular function: CAAX-protein geranylgeranyltransferase activity; protein farnesyltransferase activity. Bases 1 to 1665 code for a protein of 554 amino acids. The record is from RefSeq and is a predicted model, not a curated record. Gene Ontology annotation, biological process: protein geranylgeranylation; protein farnesylation. The transcript has 4 exons. Gene Ontology annotation, cellular component: cytoplasm; protein farnesyltransferase complex; CAAX-protein geranylgeranyltransferase complex. Lineage: Eukaryota; Fungi; Ascomycota; Sordariomycetes; Sordariales; Podosporaceae.